AUGCCGCAACCGCAUCAGUGGGCGUAUUCUGAACGGCGACCACUCGUGUUCCCGGACCUAUCACGGCUGACAUCUUUAUACAUGGGCUGGACAUUCACGAAAGGCCGGCCACCAUAUGUCCAUAUCGACACCAGCUCCACGCAGCUCUCGUGGAGAUGGGCAGUCUGCAGUAGGAUGGCCCUCUCAACCGAAGAGCUCUUCCUGAGAGUCCUAGCUCAAACUACCCAGCGUUCCAAGAUGAGACGGACUAUCCAGGAUGACUGCAAAAGCCUUUUGAAAUCGAGUGUCCAGAAAAUGCUCGUGGACGACUUGCUGCGAGAUCAAAAUAUGCGACUAUCAUUGCAGUAUCCGCUGUUGGAGUUGAAGUUGGCCGGCUUGGCUUGUAAAACCCGGAAGGCCGGGUUCUUUGCCGAAGAGACGAGGAGCAUUGAUGUCAUCUUGAAGACAGAAUGGGCCCUCGAGCCUCCUGACCGGGGUCCUAUGGCGCCAGGUGGUGGUCUUGGACCUCCUGGCUUUGGUGGCCCCGCCUAUGGCCCCGGUGGCCCACCUUACGGCCCUGGGGGAGGCGGCUGGGACUUCAAUAACAAUAGGGACCCGAGAGCCCUCGGGGGUGACACAGUCCGCCCUGGUCAUCCCAAUGCACGUCCCACGACGCAGACACAACCAGGCAUCCCUCAUGUGCAAUCCCAGGCUGCGCCUGUACGGCCCGUAUCCGCCACAUCCUCGCGCGAGCCGCGGCUUGUUUUUGUCAGAGAAGGAGGGAAAGGCAAGACCAUUCGUCCGAUUGAGGAGAGCAGCCACCGUGUCUUUCUCUGGGACGAACGAGGUGGGUCGAAAGUUUAUGCUGAAAACCGUCGUCCGGCAAGCGUUCGUCGAAGCAAGGUGCAUGAUGGUUUUCGGGCAUCAGCUGCGCCCGCUGCUUCUGCUUCUGGCCUGCCUCCACCUCCUCCACCUGGUGGCAUGUAUGGUACAUUCCCGUACGCGUGGAGCCAGCCUCUAAUGGGUGGUACCUCUGCGUAUGUACAACCGCAGCCGCCACCUCCUGAACCGGUGUAUUUCGCUGGCAGUGGAUUCCCGCCUAGACCGACAAACGACAAUGUGCAAGUGUUAGCACGAGACAUGACGGUUGAACAAGAAAGGCAGAUCAUCGACGAGCUAUUCGCAGAAUGGGAAGACGGUGUCCACAACAAAGGGGAGAAGCUCAAUGCGGAGACGCAGGCUUACAAAAAGGAGGAACAGCGCCCUUCUACUUAUAAACAAAACGCUGUGGUACGUAUGGGCACCACACGCCGAUUGAUGAUGGAGGUCGAACGGGAAGCCCAGAAGAAAGAGACUCUGGAGAAGAAGCUGCGACACGCACACACGUUGGAGCCUGGGUAUUCCUUUGCGAAUGAACCCGGUGAUAGACGGAGGACGGCGUAUGCGACGCGGCCGCGGCGUAGGAGAAGACCCGUGAGCAUCAACCUGAGGGGAAGUCAGGAAGGGGACAGUGAUAUCGAGAGGGAGGCAUACUUUGAGGACUUCUAUCGGAGAUACGAUAGAUAUCCCGACGGUACUGUUCCCGAGCAGUCCGAGAGGCGCAGGGAGGAGAGGCGCAGGGACUAUUUUCAGACCCCGAUGAGAGGGCACCAUGUCAAUCUAUCCGAACCUUCUGGGCGCCAUGAUAGUACUAGGGCUGUGGCCAGCGAGGUGCCCAGUGAGAUGAUGGAGAGAGAACGUGCUCGGAGGCCGCCUCAUAGCCAUGUGGUCAUUACAACCAGGCCGGAGAGAACCGCGAGAGGGAGAGACAUGAGGAUAGUCGAGACGCGAAGCCCGAGGUUGAGGGUAUAUACGUCUGAUUCUGAGUCCUGGGCCGAGGUUGAGGAGGCUACCAUAUAUUCGUCCGACGACUAG
Molecule: messenger RNA, 1893 nt
Organism: Penicillium canariense
Lineage: Eukaryota; Fungi; Ascomycota; Eurotiomycetes; Eurotiales; Aspergillaceae
Exons: 2
Coding region: 1-1893 (630 amino acids)
Source: RefSeq, a predicted model, not a curated record